Ectocarpus sp. CCAP 1310/34 is the source of this 1422-nucleotide messenger RNA. Lineage: Eukaryota; Phaeophyceae; Ectocarpales; Ectocarpaceae. The record is from the annotation of a GenBank genome assembly.
AUGCCGUUCGGGGUAGCGAAUGCGUCAUGGCUGUUUCAACACGUAAUGUCUAUUGCUCUGGGCCACCUUGGUCCCGACUCCGGUGUCCUCUCGCACAUGGACGAUCUGAUCUGUAUCAAUCGCACAUUUGAGACCCAUCUUGUCUCCAUCAAGAAAAUGUUCGCAGCAUUGCAGGCAGCAGGUCUGUCUCUCAAGCCGUCCAAAAUCCAAUUUGGUCGUAAAGAAGUCGAUUAUCUUGGUCAUGUCAUUUCUGCGAAAGGUAUUUCCGUCAGUACCGACCGCAUUGAUGCCAUCCGCGACUUGUCCACGCCGAAAUGUAUCAAGGACCUCCGUUCCAUCCUCGGCGUGGCAAGUUUUGUCCGUCGCUUUGUCAAAAAUUACGCUGACCCCACUGCACCGCUAGUUGAUCUGACUCGCAAGGAUUUCGUCAAACCCCGCAAAUUUCGAGAAGCUUGGGGGCUGGACCAAGAUGCCGCCUUCCAACAACUCAAAGUUGCCUUGUCUUCCGCCCCUGUCCUCCACUUUCCCGAUUUUUCGGGAGAAUUUGUCGUGCACCACUUUCCCGAUUUUUCGAGAGAAUUUGUCGUGCACACUGACCUUCUGAGCUUCGUCAAACGCUUUAAAGCAGGCCAACGUCACUAUAGUCCCACUAUGAAGGAGUGUACGGCGGUUGUCUGGGCCCUGACCCACUGGCGCCCAUACCUUUGGGGCCGGCAUUUCACUUGUCACACCGACCACCAAGCGCUGACGUACCUGUAUCAUAUGCAAGAUACGUCUAAUAUGCUUACUCGUUGGGCCAUCUGUCUGCAAAAUUUCGAUUUCACCGUCAAGCACGUUCCGGGGAAACUUAACGUAGUCCCGGACACCCUGUCCCGCAUUUUCAGCGAAAUCGACGGCAAACCUCUUCCGUCCGAGCCUCGGCUCGCCGCUAUCUGUCGCAAUGUCCCCGAUGACCAACCAUUCUGCCCUCCUGUCCCUCGUGAAUACGAAGUGUCCGCUAGCAAUUUAGACGACAUUGUCCCCGUCGAAAGCGACCGUGAGUUGUUCUCUAGCGCUAUGUCUGUUUUCCCUGUUGUCGAUACUGCCAAGUUGCUCGAUCAUCAAAAGAAAGAGUUCCACCAGUAUUUCGAUUACUUGGAGAGCCCCACCAAGGCUCGGGUACCACUCCACCAGUCUAAGUCCAGCAUGAGUAAAUUUUUCAUCCACGAAGGUUUACUCUUCCGCUCUUAUGUCCCUGUCCACUUGCGUAGACGAGGCACUUUUCGUGACCGACUGGUAGUGCCCGACUCUUUGCGGAAACUUGUCAUUAAUGUAUGUCAUGACCUCCCGGCGUCGGGUGGCCAUCUAGCCUUUAAAGGGCACCGACCGGUCACCAACCCUUUCCAGGUUGUGGCUGUUGAUCUUGUCGAAUACAAAUCAUAG